Molecule: messenger RNA, 875 nt
Organism: Darwinula stevensoni
Lineage: Eukaryota; Metazoa; Arthropoda; Ostracoda; Podocopida; Darwinulidae
Source: the annotation of a GenBank genome assembly
CUCUACAGGUUUCUUCAUUGGCAUGAAAUUGAACUCUAAUUCUGACUGGUUCCUUGAUCCUUGCAAAUAAUCAGAUGGACAUUUGAUGUGAAAUGUCAUUCACUACUUUGCUGUAACAUCAAUUCUAGGCUGAUUCUAGGUUGGCCUAGCUUCCAGCCGUUUUCUGAGUUUUUGCCUCAAGAGGAGCACUGUGACAAUCAAACAGGAAUUUCAAAAUGGUUUUAGCAGACCUUGGGAGGAAAAUAACGCAUGCAUUGCGCUCUUUGAGCAAUGCAACUCUCAUCAAUGAAGAUGUCCUGGAAUCUAUGCUCAAGGAAAUUUGUGCUGCCUUGCUGGAAGCAGAUGUGAAUGUCAGGAUGGUAGCUCAAUUACGCCAGAAUGUUCGAUCUGUCAUCAACUUUGAAGAAAUGGCAGGAGGCCUCAAUAAGAGGCGUAUUAUCCAGAGUGCAGUUUUCAAAGAACUCAUGAAGCUGGUGGAUCCAGGUGUGAAGUCAUACCAACCUUCAAAGGGUAGAGCCAGCAUCAUAAUGUUUGUUGGUCUUCAAGGCUCUGGAAAGACUACAACAUGUACUAAGCUUGCCUACUACUACCAGAAGAGAGGCUGGAAGAGUUGUCUUGUUUGUGCAGAUACAUUUCGUGCUGGUGCAUAUGACCAACUGAAGCAAAAUGCUACCAAAGCUCGUAUUCCAUUCUAUGGCAGUUACACAGAAGUUGAUCCUGUUGUGAUAGCCCAAGAAGGAGUAGAAAUGUUUAAGAAAGAGGGAUUUGAAAUCAUUAUUGUGGACACUAGUGGCCGACACAAGCAAGAAGAAUCCCUUUUUGAAGAAAUGCUUCAAGUCUCCAAUGCCAUUGUGAGUGCCUGCAUUGAAUGGUGA